Zychaea mexicana is the source of this 1990-nucleotide messenger RNA. RefSeq names its product glycoside hydrolase superfamily. The record is from RefSeq and is a predicted model, not a curated record. Gene Ontology annotation, molecular function: alpha-L-arabinofuranosidase activity. The transcript has 9 exons. The coding region runs from base 1 to 1926 and encodes 641 amino acids. Lineage: Eukaryota; Fungi; Mucoromycota; Mucoromycetes; Mucorales; Lichtheimiaceae. Gene Ontology annotation, biological process: L-arabinose metabolic process.
AUGAAGUUAUUUGCUACUAGCAUUACUGCUGCAGCUGCAGCAUUGAUGUUUACAUCCACGUUCUUGGUAAGCCCUUCUGAUGCCUUGUCCCUUACGGUUCGCAAUGAUGUUCCUGGCAAUGCCACGUCUCCUAUUCAUUAUGGCUUGAUGUACGAAGACAUCAACAGAUGCGGCGACUCAGGAAUCUACGGUCAAAUGCUUCGCAAUUGGAAUUUCCAGGCUGACGACGCAGGUGCCGAGCCCUCUGUCGAAUUCUGGAGUGCUGUUGGUGACGGUGCUACCAUAGAGAUUGAUGCUGACAAUGGUCUUAAUGAUAUCAACAGCAACUCGCUUCGCCUGGAGGUCUCCGAGUCUUCAACAGGUAGAGCCGGUGUUUCCAAUGAAGGAUGGUGGGGCGUGCGCGUCCAACCCGGUGAAACCUACCAAGCCUCCUUUUUUGCAAAAGCCGAUGGAUAUACCGGGAACUUGAAUGUGACGCUCGAAUCCACUGAUGGAACCGUGCUGGCUUCGGCUUCCACCUCCGAGUCCGUGUCGAACGAGUUCCAGAAGUUUGAAGUUACUCUCGACUCAGCUGACGUCUCUGAUGUGUCUAUCGAUAACUCGUUUGUCGUGUCGGUGGACUCGGCGCAGGCCGCCGGUGCCUCCAUCUAUUUCCAAGUCUUCACGCUUUUUGGUGAGACAUUCGAAGGUCGUGAGAAUGGUCUGCGUAAGGACUUGGCAGAUUCAAUGAAGGCCUUGAAUCCAAAGUUUUUCCGAUUCCCUGGUGGAAAUAACUUGGAAGGUCAAUACAUCGACCAACGUUGGAAGUGGAACGAGACUGUUGGCCCACUGGAGGAGCGCAUUGGCCGCAUGGGUGACUGGAGUUACUGGAACACCAACGGACAGGGUCUUCUUGAUUACAUGUACAUGUGUGAAGACUUUGAAAUGGAGCCAAUUGUUGAUGUUUACGCGGGCUACUCGCUUCAAGGGGAUAGUGUUCCCGAAGAUGAAUUAGGUCCAUUUGUUCAAGAGGCGUUAAACGAGCUUGAAUACUUGACUGGUUCGACGGAAACAACGUAUGGUGCCCUCCGUGCCUCGCACGGUCGUGAAGAGCCAUUCCAGGUUAAUUACAUCCAAAUUGGUAAUGAAGACUGGUUCAGCGACACUUACGAUUAUCGCUACCGCGCAUACUAUGAUGCCAUCAGCGAGAAAUAUCCUGAUGCCAAGAUCAUUGCUACUGCCGAUCAAGAAUCCAGACCAUGGGAUAUCUUUGAUGAUCAUUACUACUACAACAUUACAGAAAUGAUCGAUGUCUUUUCCAAGUAUGACAAUUACGACAGAAAUGGAACAUAUAUUUUCAUCGGUGAAUAUGGUACCCAUAUUAAUGGUUGCUGUGACGGAUCACCUACCAAUUUGGAAGCGGGUAUUGGUGAUGCCAUUUUCCUUACGGGUAUGGAACGCAACGCAGAUAUUGUUAUCAUGGUUGCUUAUGCGCCACUGCUGAAGCGUGAAGGUCAAGAGCAGUGGAAUCCAGAUAUGAUCCAUUUCGAUACCGAGAAGGCUUGGUUCACUCCCUCUUACUACGUUUUCCAAGAAUGGAGCAAGAGCCACGCUGAUACGAUCCUUCAAGUUGACCAUACAGAUGGUGAGUUUGGCCCCUUGUACUGGGUGGCCGGAUCAAACAAGGAAAAGAACCAAGUCUACAUCAAGGUCGCCAACAUUGGCGAUACCGAGCAAAGCGUCAAAAUAAACCUCCAGAGUUUGGCAGUAAACACCGAAGGCACUGCACGUAUUAUUACCGGAGACAGCCCUGAUCUUGAAAAUACCAAGGAGUCGACCGUGGUUAAGACUGAGGAAUCUACGUUCACCUUGAACAGCGAGAGCGAUUUUGAGUACACAUUUGCUGCUUUAUCAGCUACAGUCCUCAUCCUUGAUAUCCAGCAAUAACGACUUUUUAAAUAUAAGGACUUAAUUGAUUAUAUACAAGUACCUUCAACCGAAAUAAAGAAUG